AUGGCCAUUGCCAUGGCCUCGACCUCCUCCCCUGUAGCGGCCCUAAAGCACCCCCAUUUUCUAGACUCCAAGGCCCUGAAGUCUCUCAAGCGCGCGAGAACCCGCUCAUGCGCCCUCGCCGACGCUGACGCCGCCGCGGCCGCCCCCCGCACGUUCCAAGCGGAGCUCCGGCCGGACUCGAAAAACGCGCCCGCGCUCUCCGCUGAGAUCCGCCGUCUCGUUCGUGCAGGCCGCCUUCGCUCUGCGCUCUGCCUCCUCGACCAUUUAUCCCACCGCGGCGUCCCGGCGAGCCCCUCAGCCUUCACUGCUCUCCUCUCCGCAUGCCGCUCCCUCGCCCACGCCCGUCAGAUCCACGCCCACCUCCGUGUCCACGGCCUUGACUCCAAUGAGUUUCUCCUAGCCAGGCUCGUCGAGGUUUAUCUUGCGGUCGGUGCUGCUGAGGAGGCCCGCCAGGUGCUCGGCGGUUUGCCCAGGGCCAGUGCCUUCUCGUGGAAUGCUUUGCUCCACGGGCACGUUCGCAGGGGCCGGAGAGAGGCAGGGGAUGCUGUCGCUGGCGGGUUUGUGGAGAUGCGUGCUGCUGGGGCUAAUGCCAACGAGUACACGUACGGCUGUGUCCUCAAGUCCAUCUCUGGGAGUGCCAGGCCAUCCAUGGUCAUGGCCACCGCCACACACGCCAUGCUGGUCAAGAACGCAUUUGCAGGUGCGCCGGGCAUGCUGAUGACUGGCCUCAUGGAUGUCUACUUCAGGUGCGGGAAGGUGAAGCUGGCGAUGAUGGUGUUUGAGGAAAUGCCAGAGAGGGAUGUCGUUGCAUGGGGGGCAGUGAUUUCUGGGUUCGCACACAAGGGGUUGAAGAGGGAGGCACUGGAGCAUUUCCGGUGGAUGGUGGAAAACGGAGUCAAGGUGAACUCGGUGGUGCUCACCUCAAUCGUGCCAGUUAUUGGUGAUAUACGUGCACGGAACUUAGGGAGGGAGAUUCAUGGGUUGGUGCUGAAGAAGUUUCCAGACCGUAAAGAUGUAGCAAAGGUCCACGCAGGGCUGGUAGACAUGUACUGCAAAUGCGGCGAUAUGGUCUCUGGGAGGCGAGUGUUCUAUAGCACCAAGAAGAGGAAUGCUGUCUCAUGGACAGCAUUAAUGUCUGGGUAUGCAUCCAAUGGGAGGCCAGAUCAGGCGCUGAGGUGCAUAGUUUGGAUGCAGCAAGAAGGAAUCCGACCAGAUCUCGUUGCGGUUGGUACUGUUCUCCCAGUAUGCACAAAAUUGCGAGCAUUGAGCGAGGGGAAGGAAAUCCAUGCAUAUGCUUUGAGGAGGUGGUUCCUGCCAAAUGUCUCAUUAUGCACUUCGCUCAUCACCCUGUACGGUACAUGCUGUCAUUUAGAAUACUCUCGCAGGGUGUUUCAUGCUAUGGAUAAGAAAACUGUACGAGCUUGGACUGCAUUGGUUGAUGCCUACCUAAAGAACAGAGACUCUUCAACUGCUAUUGAAGUGUUCAGAUCAAUGCUGCUGUCGAACCGUCGGCCUGAUGCUGUUGCCAUCACCAGGAUACUGAGUGCCUGCUCUGAUAUUGGAGCAUUACAACUUGGCAAGGAAGUUCAUGGUCAGGUGUUGAAGUUGCGGAUGGAACCUCUCCCGUUAGUUGCCGCAGAACUUGUUAACAUGUAUGGCAGGUGUGGGGACCUGAAGGCAGCACAGAGGGUGUUCAAUCGAACAGACUCCAAGGGAUCCUUGACGUGCACUGCAAUAAUAGAAGCUUAUGCAAUCAACCAGCGGCACAAGGAGGCACUGGAUCUCUUUUCAUGGAUGCUGUCAAAUAACUUUGCCCCAACUAUUGUCACCUUCAAUGUGGUUCUGAGAAUCUGUGAUGCAGCAGGAUUGCAUGAUGAAGCUCUCGAGAUUUUCGACUCCAUGGUACAAGGGUACAACCUGGAAGCAUCUGAAGAGAAUUAUGACUGCAUCAUCAGCCUUCUUACUAGUGCUGGCAGGACUGCCGAAGCACAGCGUUUUGCUGAUUUGAAAGCUGCACUGUUUAGUUCACCUGCUCCUUUUUUGGAUUUUGAACAGCAGGAAAAACAGAUUGAUACCAGGUUCUUGGUUCUUGUUAUUGGCAUGUGCCUUUACACCAAGCUGAAGUUUUCAGUGUUCAGCUGCCUUCCAAAGAUAUUGGCUAGAAAGACUGCAAAGAUUGGUCUCGAUCUGAUUCACUUGUUCAAGAAGGCAUCACAUGUGCUUAUGGGCUGCCUUUGCUCCAAAGGCGCCAAAGAUCAUGCUGAUGCCACUUCCGAAAACAGAGAACCAUCAAGUAAAGAUGACCCUAAGACUGCAUCAGGUACGAAUGAUGGCAGCAAAGUCAUGCCAUAUGCUGGAGAGAAGGUGGUGGUAGCUUUUGAUGCUAGGAUUGGACAAGGAACUUACAGUAUUGUGUAUAAAGCCCGAGAUCUUGAAACAGGGAAGAUUGUUGCACUAAAGAAGGUGCGGUUCGUCAACAUGGAUCCUGAAAGUGUUCGCUUUAUGGCUAGAGAAAUCCAUAUUCUUCGGAGACUGGAUCAUCCAAAUAUCAUAAAGCUUGAAGGAAUUGUAACAUCUCGUGUGUCGCAGAGCCUGUAUCUGGUUUUUGAAUACAUGGAACAUGACCUUUCCGGUCUUAUUGCAAGUCCAGGCCUCAAACUCACCGAGUCACAGGUGAUAAAGUGCUUCGUUCAGCAGCUGCUUCAUGGCCUUGAUCAUUGUCACAAAAAUGGAGUUCUGCAUCGAGACAUCAAAGGAUCGAACCUCUUGAUUGACAGCAAUGGAGUACUGAAGAUUGCAGACUUUGGCCUGGCAACAUCUUUCGACCCUGACAAUCCACAACCACUAACUAGCCGUGUUGUGACAUUGUGGUACAGACCACCAGAGCUUUUACUUGGUUCCACAGAGUAUGGUGUCGCUGUGGAUAUGUGGAGUACAGGGUGUAUUGUGGCAGAACUCUUUGCUGGCAAACCAAUCAUGCCAGGAAGAACCGAGGUGGAGCAAAUUCACAAGAUCUUUAAGCUCUGUGGGUCGCCGAUGGAUGACUAUUGCAAGAAAUCAAAGGUGCCAGAAACAGCGAUGUUCAAGCCUCAGCAGCAAUAUAGGCGGUGUGUUGCUGAGACUUUCAAAGAUUUUCCUCCUUCCACUGUAGUUCUCAUAGACUCCUUGCUUUCAUUAGAACCAGAAGUUCGUGGAACAGCUUCCUCAGCUCUUCAGAGUGAUUUUUUUAAAACAAAGCCACUUGCUUGUGACCCUUCAAGUCUACCGAAACUUCCAGCAAGCAAGGAGUAUGAUGUUAGACUCAGGCAAGAGGAAGAGAGGAGGCAAAGAAAGGCAGCUCUUGGUGGACGAGGAGCUGAAUGUUCCAAACCAGGAAAUGAAAAUCAUGUAACCAGUCCUGCUGUCAAUGGUGCUGCUGAAUCGAAGGAACACGCGCAUGCCAGUUCAAAGAGCAACAGCGUGAAGUUCUACCCCGAGGAUAGCGUGCCCGGUUUCCGGGUGGAGCCACGCCCGUUGCCAACCACGGUGCAGGUUCCUGGAUUUGGCUCUACAUGGAACAUGGGAGGUUACACAGAUCAUCCAACGACGCCUGGUUGUGCCUGCAGUUCUGUUCAUGUCGCAAAUUCCUCUACCUCGAGGACAAAGGCAUCAUCGCAUUCACAUAUACCACAGUUUUGCACGACAGAUCUGAGGAAUGCAGUUGAGGUUACAUAUCAGAAUCAGCCACCUGAUAGGCCUGCAUCAUCUCACAACAAGAACCCCCUAGAGGUGCAGGACGCUAUGAUCAGUGUGCUACUGCUAAGGGAAGUAUUGAGGAUUUAUAUUCUUUCAUCUCACAUGGCUCGUACCAUUGCCUUUCUGUGGUCAGAACCAUGGAAGGAAGCUCAGGAGGAUCCACCACUCGGGGCCAUUGGUGCCGCUGGGAGGGAAUAUCGAGGACAUGCUCAAGGAGCACGAGAGGCACAUCCAAGAGGCGGUGCGCAAGGCACGGCUCGGCAAGACGAGCAGGUAGCGAGCAGCUGA
This is a messenger RNA of Triticum turgidum subsp. durum (durum wheat), 4023 nucleotides long. NCBI's taxonomy places the organism in Eukaryota, Viridiplantae, Streptophyta, Magnoliopsida, Poales, Poaceae. The record is from the annotation of a GenBank genome assembly.